Molecule: messenger RNA, 282 nt
Organism: Miscanthus lutarioriparius
Lineage: Eukaryota; Viridiplantae; Streptophyta; Magnoliopsida; Poales; Poaceae
Source: the annotation of a GenBank genome assembly
AUGGCAAGUCGCAAGAGAAUAGCUAUCGUUGGUACAGUGUACGAGAUUUUACCUCCCCACAUUGCUGGGUCCAAGAGGAAAGCCUUCAAAGCACAUUUCGGACACAAGGGUGCAGCCAUAUCAAUGUAUCUGCAACCAAAUCAGUCCAAGAUUCACAAAGACAGUCACUUGCGUGUUUCCAAUGAAAUGAUCCCGAGAAUGACAACCGAUAGAGUAGGGCCGUGCCAUACAAACCGGUGUAAUUUCAUAGAGGAAGUUGAAAAAGGAAAUAUCAACCUCUAA